AUGACGGAAAGCUCACACACAAACCGCAUCCCGCAUUACCUUCUUUCCCUCCCUUACGGGCGGAAGCUCGUCCGGGACUUGAAGACAGCCGCCCAAUCCUCCACUGCCCCCUUAGCCAGCGAAACGACGACACCUUCCGGCUAUAGUGCAGCUGCGCGCUUGAACAUUAAACUCAGUAGCAUGGGGCUUUUAGGAACGUCACCGCAGAAAUACAUCCUUGCCAACCCUGACUACCUCGAAAUGCUCUCGCCAAUUCUUCAGGAGCAGGCCUCCGGAGUGACGCCGUUCUUGGGACUUGGCGCGUCGGCCGUACCGCGUAUGGACGGCAGUGAGGCAGCAAAGGCUGACACCUUACCACCGCCGUUGCAACGCCGGGUGUCUAACCGCGGGUACCGCUACAACCCCAACCACGAUCAUAUAUUCAACGAAAUCGAGGAGGACGACGACGACAACGAUUUGGAUGCAGAAGAUUUGGACGGCGAUGAUGACAGCUAUGAUGAUGGCACCGUAUCUAUUUCUGUGACACACCCCUCGGAGCCAGGUUUCUACAAUCGGGCCAUCCAUCUGCGCAGUCUCGCAAACUCCUUGGUGGAGUCGGAAUUGACAGAUACGGUUUAUGAGCAGAUCACGGAUUUGGAGGAGAUUCGGCUCUUGCUGUCCAAAAAGGCAGUUCGAGGAGGCUCCUUUGAAGACGUUGCCCAUUUGCCCACCACCUGGGUCAAGCCUGACCACGGGGAAAAGGGCGCACCGGGAGUGACUAUUUCCCCGACGAGAAAUCUUGUGGAUGUGACGAUCUGCCACCCGCAGUCUCUGGGCUCAACCGACUCCGUGGCAGGUGACUACACGUUCAUCCACACAAACACAAGUAUCUCACAGUACAUCGGGGUGUUCUACUUCGAAACAGAAAUCAUGUUUGACUUGGUGAACCCGUUUGCCUCGGGCCGCAACAGCCGCGCGUACUACGGCGGUGACCACUUUCACCAGCACUAUGCCAAUAACAACGAUCUCAUCUUGGGGUUUAUCCAGACACAUGUGCUCAAUGAUACCACAGCGGCACCGUCGCUCUCGGCGUUGACCCACUCGCCGCUCAUGAAUCCACACUCGCUCGUGCUUUCAGUCAAUGACGCGAUGUACUACAAUCGUGCGGGCAAGAAGGUUUCGUUACCGCGUGGGUGCGUGUUCAAGAAGGGCGACGUGGUGGGGCUCGGCCUUAACUUCAUCACCAACACUGUGCUCAUCACAUGCAACGGGUUUAACUUCGCGGAGAUCCCCGAGGAGUAUCGCGACUUGACUCCGCGCCAUAUAUGCUCGGUGAAAUGCCAGAACGGUGGCGUGUGUGACGAUGACACGGUGCACUACAUGGGUCAGGAAACGAACGAGUGGAUGCCCAUGUUGCUCUGCUCACAGAGCGUGGAGAAUGUGCAUCUCCGGACGAACUUCGGGUCAAAGGUAGGGACGGACCAUGCUGAAAAAGACUUUCUCUUUGACAUUGUGGGCUACGUGAAGCACAGCCAGGAGACGAUCUAUAACUCCAUCUUGAAAGCUGUUCCGGCAGAGCCACUAACAAAGACAGCCAAAGAAAAGCGGAAGUUUGGCAAGGAGUUGGCGCGGGCACGGACCGCCGCCAAGGUGGAGAAGAAAACCAUUGACGCCACCGCCAUGAACCAGAUGGUGAUGUCAUUUUUGGUCAACCGGGGGUACCUUUCCACCACACGGGCGCUUCUCCAGGACUUGAGCGCCGACGAUGCUAGUAGGCUCAUGGAGAUGGCUGACGACUCUACCACGCAUUUGUCGAACAGAAAAAUCGUCAUGGAUUAUAUCUUGGCUGAUAAACCGUCGAUGGCGUUGCGGUUCUGCGAGUUAAAUUACCCCGCCUUGGUGGACUCGGAUGAGCCCUCAGACCUUUCACCGGACUUGAAGGAGCUUGCAAGCUUGGUAUUUUUCCAAGUGGAGUGCUUGAUUCUCUAUGAGAUGAUUAAGCAGCAAGCAGCGUGCGAUACAGAGGAUGAUAAGGCAUUGGCGGAGGCGAUAAGGUACGGCCAGAAGUUGUACCAGAAGUACAAGGCGCUUCACACGAAGAUCAGCAUGGAGCCACUAACAAUUCUCACCUCUCUCUUGGCCGAGUCGAGCGAAACGUUAAAAGAGGUGUUCGGAUGCAGCAAGGAUCGUUUGAAGAUGGAUCAGUCGAAACACGUCACCGCAAAGGCCCUUAAUGUGUUGAUUUUGUACUCGUUGAAAAUCAGGGGCAAGUGCGAUUUGGAGGCGAUGGUGGACGAUAUCAAAGCAAAUUUGAGGCAGAUGAGGCAGAUCAGUGCAAUGAAUGAGCGCCGUGUGGGGAAGUUGUUUGUGGAGAGUAACGCAAUUUGCUUGCAGGACUUUCUUGAAUAGAAGGGGCCUUGAGUGUUCAGCUUAUCAGCUGAACCCCAGCCUCGCUGUGUAGUAAGCUUCAUUCCCUUGUUCAAACGCACUGUAUGGGUUUCUCUUUCUAUGAAUGGUUAUCCCCAGGACUCUAUCCGAGCUUCGAAGUAGUUGGCAGUACUAGAAACAGAGGUAAAGGAACGGUUAGUGCGUCACAUCGAUUUUUGUUAAUGGGCUACUUUACAGGUAGACAACCAUUGACAAAAAUGUCCCAUCUCUGGCUCGUUUAACAAAUCAUGUCAAGGUUAGGGAGUUCUUCCCCGGAUUAUUAAGCGUUGUAAGAGUGAAGAUAGGACUCACGGAUCACUCAGGAAAUGAGGAUUUGUAGGUGAAUUUAUACACCCAAUCAUACACCUAAUCAUUUCUAGAUUUUCAUAGGCCGUGAAGGUUCCCGCAAAGGAUUUAGUGUAUAUGUAAGUAAAUUUCCC
This is a messenger RNA of Babjeviella inositovora NRRL Y-12698, 2846 nucleotides long. RefSeq lists its product as uncharacterized. Bases 1 to 2388 code for a protein of 795 amino acids. Lineage: Eukaryota; Fungi; Ascomycota; Pichiomycetes; Serinales. Gene Ontology annotation, molecular function: protein binding. The record is from RefSeq and is a predicted model, not a curated record. The transcript has a single exon.